Molecule: messenger RNA, 1737 nt
Organism: Symbiodinium sp. CCMP2592
Lineage: Eukaryota; Dinophyceae; Suessiales; Symbiodiniaceae
Source: the annotation of a GenBank genome assembly
AUGUCUGGCAUGGGGUACCUGUAUAGACGAGCUCGGGCAGAGGGCGACCUCGCCAAGCUGACCCACGGCUUCGACUGGACAGGAAAAAUAUGUGGUGUUGAUGAGGCUGUCCGAGACAAGCCGCUUCUCUUUUGGUGCACCCCCAACGGUGAGGAGGGCCUGACACUCCUGGAUGGCAUCUGUGUUGCCAGAUGUCCCAGCAGUCGAACCGAGCAGUUUUUUUGUCCUGGCCCAGCAGUUCCAUUCGAGGUGAAAGAGUUUCUGGAUCCCUAUCAUCGCAAGCAAGAGGUGGUGAUUGGGAUGAGGCGAAACUUGACUCAGAAGCCGAGCUAUCCCAGUGUGGAGGCCUUCGGCUAUUGUUUCCCAAAGGAGGAUCUGGUUUUGCUGCAGAGCGUCAUGGACCGCACAUAUGUUUCCAGUUUCACCCGGCAAGUUAUCUUGGCUGGUCAAGGAGCCGCAGAAAGCUGGCGGUUUCUGGUUUUAGUUGCCAUUGCCUGCAUAGUCAUCGGCUAUGCCUUUCUCUUCGUGAUUUGGCACUCCUUCGAGAAGCUCGUCUAUGGUCUGAUUGUUGCAGUGCACGUUGCUCUCCUGGCAGUUGCUGGGGUGUUCCUCUUCGUCAGCUUUCAGCCAGAGCACAACUUCUUCUUCACCUAUUUCUCUCCGCCGGUCGCCAGGAUGUGCGCUUGGGCCUGUGCGGCUCUGGCUGUCGUCUUCUGGAUGCUGUUCGCUUUUCUCUGCUGCCAGGGAAGGGAGUCAUUGGCCGUGACCAUCGACAGUGUGACCGCGACUUGUGAGGUCAUAGCUGAAAUCCCUUCCAUGCUGAUGCAGCCACUUCUGCACUCCGCAAUCGUUGUUCUGGCCCUCCUUGGGCUGGUCUACGGAUUCGCCUGGAUCCUGUCCACUGGCAAGGUGGUGCCAUUGGGUGAGCCCUUGGAACAGAGCGGCAUUCAGAUUGCUGGGGUCCAUCGCAACCUGGAGUUCACUGAUGGACAGUGGGCGUCCAUCGCGUACUGGCUCUUCGGCUUGGUCUGGAUUUUCGAGAUCAUGAAUGCACUCGGGCAGUUCGCGAUCUCGCACGCCGUGGUGAUCAACACAGUCCACCAGGAAGAAGAGUCCUAUCCUAUGCUGCACGGCUACGUCGUUGGCAUCACCUUUCAUCUUGGCAGCAUCGCAUUUGGUGCUUUCGUGAUCGGAUGCCUCAAGCUGGCAGCAGCUGCUAUGUCUUUCGUUCUCAACCAGGCCAGGGACGAGCAAGGUGUUCAGAGCACCGUGGCCCAAGUUCUGUGCUGCUGUUGCCUUUGCACGGUGGCCUGCAUCGAGCGUGUCUUAAGCAUGGUCAAUGACCUGAUCUACACGGACGUGGCGCUGCGUUCGUGCGGCUAUAUGCAGGCAGCCGACCAUGUGGUCAGCGUGGCUGCAUCCAAUCCACUGACCUAUGCGGCCAUCAAAGCAGCUGCGACGGAACGCCGCUUAUGUGGGUCCUGGGUGGGUGUGGGAAUUCCAGCCAUACUUGGAGGAUCAGGGGACUUAGUAGGUAAGGUUAUAAGUACCUUAAUUGGGGUUAUAAGUAUAGUUACCCUAAUUAUAACCCUAGUUACUAAGUCCCAUGAUCCUUUAAGUAGAAGCCCAGGCUGUGAGUCUUAUUCAACAUUCCCAGAGAGCCCAAUACCCAUUAAGAAGGCAAUAUACCUUAAAUUAAAAGAGGCUUCACAUGAUGAUUUAAGCUAUGUUCCUUAA